GGAUCCACUCUCCAUCGUCUUGCAAGCAGCGGGCAGCAAAGACACUGCCGUGUACUGUACUGUACUGCCUCGCCUCACCCAUAAAGGUCAAGUCGAGUGGCCGCAGCACAUGGCACACUGUCGUCAUCAUUCCGCACCUCCAUUAGUCAGGUUGUCCUCGCCGUCGACGCAUUCCGCCCCGGCUUUGCUACGCCGCCGCGAGCCAGUGCAGAGGCAGCCAACAUCAGUGUCCCAGGGUACCACUCGUCGUUCCAAGCCGAGCAGCGGCCCGGGCGGCAGGCAAUCUUGGCGAGUGCAAGGGCACGCCUGCAUUCCGACGCCACUCAUUCUCCAGUCCAGUUUCUGUCCUCUGCCACCGGCCACCUGCCAACUGCCAACUGCCGCCAGGCCACCUGAACUCACUCAUCUUGUCUUGCCUCGAGGGUGCCGGCAUCAUUCCACCUCCCUGUCAAAGUGCUGUCCGCCAUUAGCCAUUAUUCGACACGUCCUCGACCGCCCAACUCUCUCUGCUCUCAUGUCCGUCUGUCGUACCACAUACCAGCUCGCCAGUCGACCCAUCACUCGAGGAAGAGCACCCAUCUUGCCCGCUGGACAGCCGCACCUUCCCUUCAGUUCUCACAAUUCACGUCUCGGCACCAGUGCCGCACCAUCGCGCACUAGAUGCUCGACGCCGCGCGAGACGAAGAGCGAUGGGGGGCAUAGCUCUAGCAGGCGCGAGCGCACACCGGGGGCACAGGCAGACCAUCAACCCACAACCUCCGAUCCACGCUCAGUAAAGCGCACAGCGUAGACUCACCGCCCGAGCAUUGAUCACGAUGCCAUGUGUACAAGGGCGACGCGGCGGGCGAAAUGUACGAGGCAAGUAGGGCUCGACGAGACCGAAGUGGCUGGGGAGGGAGAACGGCGAGCUAGCCAAGAACGGUUGCAAGCUGGGAAGCCGCAAGAUGACUGAACACC
Messenger RNA from Cutaneotrichosporon oleaginosum, 957 nucleotides. RefSeq lists its product as uncharacterized. The record is from RefSeq and is a predicted model, not a curated record. NCBI's taxonomy places the organism in Eukaryota, Fungi, Basidiomycota, Tremellomycetes, Trichosporonales, Trichosporonaceae.